ACUGCAACAGUCACCCUGCAAUAUGAAUACACGACAUUGAUCUACAGUGAGUAAACAGCACAACAACAGGAGAUAAUUGGAGAAAAGGGAUAUGUCUGCAGGUUGUGUGAGGUGGAUGCUGAGCCGUACAGUGAGAGCUGUGUGUGGUAGCAGCCGAGGCUACUGGACGCCAACGUCGAGAUUCGCGCCACCCGGUGAAAGAUCUGACCUCGUUGCUUCCUCCUGGAGAUGGUCUCCAUUCUCCACGGCUGCAGACGACACAGAACAGACUCCCACACCGAAGAAGAAAAACAAGCAUGAUCCCAAAGCUCAUGCCACAAUCGGCGCCGUCGGCCGUAAGAUCCCACACCGUGAGAUACAGGUGAUAAGUGAGACGGGCGAGAACCUGGGCACCAUGCACCGUUCAGAUGUGAUCCGAAUCCUGGACGAGCAGGGUCUCAAAUUGGUGCUGCUCAACGAACGCAAAGAUCCCCCCGUCUACCGGCUGAUGAGUGGCAAACAGAUCCACGAAGAGCAGCUGAAACUGCGGGAGAAACAGAAAGCAAAAGCAGCCCCCGUGCAGGUGAAAGAGCUCACCUUUUCAUCCGGCAUCGCAGCGCACGACCUGUCCACCAAGAUGAAACAAGUGGAGAAUUGGCUGGAGAAGAAGAACCAUGUCAGACUCACUCUGCGAUCAGGACGCGGGGGAUCGGCAGUCGACCUGGACACAACUCUGGAGCAGAUAGUGCAGCAAAUGGAGGUGAUGGUCGGAUUCGUUUCCAAGCCGAAAGCCGUACGUGACGGUCAAGCAGCCAUGUGCAUCCUCCGGCCACCUUCAGCAAAGGAACUGUCGCAGAAGAAUAAGGACGCAGCUUCGCAGUCUGACGACUCGACUUCAAGAGCCCCUGAGAGCGAAACACCCGUCCCUCCUGUUAGCAACACAGACACAACAGAGGGGUCUAUACAUGGAAAUAAAACAUUCUCAUAAAAACUAAUCCAAUUCCUUCAUUUCAUUGUGUAUCGUGUUAAGAAUUUAAUAAAGCCUGGUAUGUAAUAAUGACGCAUCCAGCGAAAUGGAAUAACCAUCGGCCCUCUGAAAGUGUCACAGGUGGCAGAGCUACGAUGGUACCAACAUGUUGUGCAACAGCAGAGUGAAGUUUUUAAUGUAUAGCACCCCAUGUUUGAAUACUGCAUUACAGGCUAUAGUGACCUAAACACUGAACUUUAUUUGAUAAGUGCGGGUUUCAUUCUUAAAAACAUACUCCUGGGUUGGUCCUCUCCACUAAAAGAUGAAGCAGUAGGUUUCUCAAAUCAUUCAGCUUUUUCCUUUUGAAGGUGCAGCGUGUAGGAUUUGGCGGCAUCUAGCAGUGAGGUUGCAGAUUGCAACCAACUGAAACUCGUCCCAUGUGCCGAGCGUGUAGGAAGCCCUGUCUAGAGCCAGUGUUUGGUUUGUCCGUUCUGGGCUACUGUAGAAACACGGCAGCCGGUUCAUUCUAAGGUAACGAUUCUGUAUUUCAGGUUAUUAUACACUAAAGGAAACAUACUUAUUAUAUUCUCAUUUCUGCCAAUAGAGCCCCCUAAAUGCUACACACUGGCCCUUUAACUCAUCCUGUCUGUAAAUGUAACCUGAAUGUACCAGAUGUUUGUUAUUAGAUGGGGCUUGAGUCUUCACAUGUGACAUUGAGAACAGACUUUUGUACCCAAAAUGUGAUGAGUACAUGUUUUAGCUUUUUACCCACAAACAUACACCGAUGAACAGGUUGACACCACAGGAUAAGUGGAAUCCAUUGAUUUUUGUUCACCUACUUGUGACAAUUCAGACGAGCUAAAGGAGGAUGAUGAUGAUGAUCCGCUAAUAAAAGUUGAAGCAUUUGGAAGACCGUCCCCGUUGAAGUGAAAUUGUUUUUUAAAAUAUGGGAUGAAGAUACCAAACCGACACAAACGCUUAUCUUUCUCUUCUUUAUUUGAGAUUCAUCUUUAUGUUUUUGGUAAAAAAAAGAAAAGAAAAAAGUUAAAUAAAAG
This is a messenger RNA of Anarrhichthys ocellatus (wolf-eel), 2001 nucleotides long. RefSeq names its product mitochondrial translational initiation factor 3 (gene mtif3). Gene Ontology annotation, molecular function: translation initiation factor activity; ribosome binding. Gene Ontology annotation, cellular component: mitochondrion. The transcript is spliced from 4 exons. The record is from RefSeq and is a predicted model, not a curated record. NCBI's taxonomy places the organism in Eukaryota, Metazoa, Chordata, Actinopteri, Perciformes, Anarhichadidae. Gene Ontology annotation, biological process: mitochondrial translational initiation; ribosome disassembly. Bases 92 to 967 code for a protein of 291 amino acids.